AUGUCAACAUCAUCGGUCCCUCGACUUCCGGGCGCUUACGAUGCGAUGCCUGAUACAGAGACAGACUCUGUGGCCCCUGCACAGCUCUCCUAUCUCGCCAUCUACAACCCAACUCUAGGCCCCACGGAUGAGACGCUAGAGGACCAGAUCGUAUUCUACACCUCGAGAUCGGGCGAUCUACGACAAGACGACGCGACUGUCGAGCAGGAUGGCAGUCCAUCCUCUGGAGAUGACAAGAACGAGAGGCUGCGCCAGAUAGGCCUGGCGCAGGGCAUGGUGAGCUUUGCCAGUACCUUUUCCUCUGGUAAACCACUUGAAUACAUCGAAACCGACAAGGCGCGGAUUGUCGUGCUCGAGCUAGAGAAAGACUGGUGGAUAGUUGCCUCGAUCGACCUCACCCGCUUACCGGCCGAUCCAGCCCAGACUUCUUCGACGGAUAAAUCAAGCUCCCCUGCAUAUCAAUACUCCGCAAGAGAAAUGGGACCUCCGCAGCUACUCAUUCAACAACUGCGCCGCGCACACUCUAUAUUCCUACUACUCCACGAUUUCUCAAUGGCCGAGCUCUACAAUCGCGUUGGAAGGUCUUCCUUCUGUCUUUUCUUGGAGCGGUUCUGGGGGAAUUUUACCUGGAACUGGGAACUACUUCUGUCUGGGAACCCAAUCGCGGAUAUGUACAACGGCAUCAAACUCGCAGCAGGAGGAGAACUGGGCAUUGGUGUCGGAGAGGAGGAAUGGGGUAGCGGUGAGAGAGAAGUCCUCGAAGACUUCAUCGCUCGUACAGACGGCCUGCUGGACUUGGUUGUCUCGAGAUUCGGUGAUCUGCCCAGGCAGGCUGAGGGGUCACCACCAGCGCCCACGGGCGACAGCGAGGACGCAUGGCUAGGUUCAGACACCGAUCCUCGGCCAGCCGAUGGUGUAGUCUUUUCCGGCGCUGGCGCUGUAGAUCGAUGCUCUCUGGCUCGGAUCUCCCACUGGAUGGAAUGGAUAUACCGAUAUGGCGACGCGGCGUAUGGAAUCGGACGGGAUCCGACAUCGCUACGCCGACGAAAGCCUCGGAGAAAGCGCGCACAAGCUUCCAACCCGCCUGCCACGCCAGAAAGAACGCAUACCCCAGGAAUACCUCGACCUCUUGUCAUGGCAAUGUCACAGCCACCUCCAGACACACAGAAAGAAAAUAGUCCUGAAAGAAGAACCUCAAGCUCGCCGUCUAGCAGUGAUCCAGUAGCCGACAAGUUGGCAUUUGGAACGGACACGGUUAUGAAGUAUCUUACUCUAGGAUAUGGCUCUGCAUGGAGCUUCUCUAGCAAGUCAGCACCGGCAUCAUCGCCAUCUUCACCACCUCCCGAGAGCUCUCUGGGACGGCCGGGGCAACCCAUCACCGGGAAUGCGAAAAAGAACGAAGAGUCGAACGCUGUGCGCUCUCUGCCGGCUCCGAAAUCUCAAUCUGACGAAUCUCGAAGUGAGACGAAAACCAAAAUCCCCGGUCGUUUUGUACUAGGACCACGCGAUGAUCUAGACGCUUUGGAUGAUGUAGAAGGAAGUCCAGAGCCGGAAGUAGAUGCUGGACGGCCUAAGAGUCGGAUAGUUCAUCGAUCCAUCUAUGUCCGCUUAGCGGACACUUCGGGUGAGGGUUUGAAAAAGCUUCAGGCAGUAAUCUAUGUGCACCAACCCUUCAUGUUCACCUUUCUCUUCGACCCAAAGACCCCAGCUCUAUCAUCUCCAGCACUGUAUUCCAGCAUUCACCACCAACUGGGCCCCCUUCAAAGGCCUCUUCUAUCAUCAACAUCCCCUACAACAGCCGCCUCUCGCAAAUCCAUGUCCGAAACAGCCGGCGAUCCAAACAAACGCUUCUCUACGCGCAGUCAACCCGUCUACGACUUAGUCUACGACCCAUCAAACCUGACCAUCCGCUCCUCAAUCCCCAACAUCCCAGGCCUCGGAAAUCCCACUCGCGAAACUGAAACCUCUCAGUCUCCCCGAACACCAUCACCCUCCCCAUCUCGACCUCCAAGCACACCAUCAUUGUCACGCGUCGAGAGCAUAGCAAUCCACCAGCGCCUCCUAUCUACAUACAUCGACACCCGCCCCCGACCCCAAGAACUAGAGCGCACAUGCAAAACCAGCCGCGGAUGGUGGAUCGUCUGGGUCCGCAUUCCACCUCCAAACACACCAAUCCACCGGUCCCACGCCCUCUCAUCUGCAUCUUCAUCUGUGGCGCUCUCCACCAUGACAGAGUACGAUCAAAUGCCCAGAUCUGUCUCGCCGACUUCCGAGCCUAUUUCAGAGCCACAGGAAGCGUUUAUCGUCCGAAGGGCAAGUGACUACGUUUCCUCAUCGGGCCAUGCCCGCAUGAGCAGUGGUGCGCGGUUUUUCCGUGAUCUUGGCGGUGCUUCUUCGUCGAAAUUGGCGGCUUCGAGGGCUGAUACUACUCCCUCGAAGUUGGUGGAAGGUUUGGGAAUGGAUGCGAGGCGGUAUAUUGAGGGGCUUUUGAGUCUGAAUAGGUGA
Penicillium daleae is the source of this 2505-nucleotide messenger RNA. RefSeq lists its product as uncharacterized. The coding region runs from base 1 to 2505 and encodes 834 amino acids. The transcript is spliced from 5 exons. Gene Ontology annotation, biological process: vesicle-mediated transport. Lineage: Eukaryota; Fungi; Ascomycota; Eurotiomycetes; Eurotiales; Aspergillaceae. The record is from RefSeq and is a predicted model, not a curated record. Gene Ontology annotation, cellular component: intracellular membrane-bounded organelle; Mon1-Ccz1 complex.